UUAAGCAUAAUGAAACUCAUUUAGAAGCAUGUUCAAGUUAUAAUGCUACAGAUUUUGAUGAAAAUAGAAAUAGUGAAUAUAGUGAAAAUAUUUAUAAAUUGGGAGAAUUAUCAAAUGAUGCAUUGAUAGUCUUAAUGAGCGAAACCUCUUGA
Racocetra persica is the source of this 152-nucleotide messenger RNA. NCBI's taxonomy places the organism in Eukaryota, Fungi, Glomeromycota, Glomeromycetes, Diversisporales, Gigasporaceae. The record is from the annotation of a GenBank genome assembly.